Molecule: messenger RNA, 6104 nt
Organism: Monodelphis domestica (gray short-tailed opossum)
Lineage: Eukaryota; Metazoa; Chordata; Mammalia; Didelphimorphia; Didelphidae
Gene: AGBL3
Product: AGBL carboxypeptidase 3
Biological process (GO): proteolysis
Molecular function (GO): metallocarboxypeptidase activity; zinc ion binding
Source: RefSeq, a predicted model, not a curated record
GCCUCGCGCACCCUGCGGUGCUACCUCAUACAUAGCUCAGGCUCCAGAUUCAGGGGCUGGGGUGGGAGCGGAACAGCGACUCCCCAGGGCAGGCCCAAGGGGUUGCUCCCAAAACUGUGGGGGACUGGCAGGCCAGGGCAGCCAGGGAGGGACCAGGGACAGACCGUGGAGCGAAGGAGCAACAGAAAAAGUGAGUUGACCCAUAUACAAAGAGACUAUUUCAGGUUUGAAUAUUGAGAUAAAAUGUCAGAAGAGUCAGACAAAGAUGAACAGCUCACAGACCGAACAACCAGUGAUGAAGAUGAGUUGGAUGAUGAUUCCCUUAUGAAAUUCGUAAGUGAAGAUCUCCAUCGAUGUGCACUAUUUACAGAUACUACAAGUGACCAGUAUUUACCUCGGACUACACAGAUUUUGUUGGAAUAUCAGCUGGGAAGAUGGGUCCCACGUCUUCGUGAGCCCCGAGACCUAUAUGGUGUCUCAUCAUCUGGUCCACUGAGUCAAACACGAUGGCCAUGCCACUGUGAAGUAGUGCAAGAUAAAAUCCUGCACAUUGAUUGGGCUCCUCCCUUCCUUGAGCCAUUGUAUGUCUCAGCAGGUGAUGAAUUGGCACCCCAUUAUCCAGACUCUUCUCAAGGCAGUGUGGUUUAUCUAGGUGAUGAGGCUUAUAAAGACCGCUGUUUCAUGUAUUCUCGAAUAGGAGGUAUCAGAUCUCUUCAGAAGGCCUCAGAAAUUCUACCUCUGGAGGACUGGGAGAACACUUUGAUAUUUGAAGCCAGGUUUGAGAGUGGUAAUCUGCAAAAAGUGGUCAAAGUUACUGAUCAUGAAUAUCAGUUGACUGUACGCCCUGACCUCUUCACAAAUAGACAUACCCAAUGGUACUACUUUCAAGUGACCAACACCCAAGCAGGGAAACCCUAUCGUUUCACCAUUGUCAACCUGGCUAAGCCAGAUAGUCUGUAUAAUCAAGGCAUGCGCCCACUCUUCUACUCUGAAAAAGAGGCCAAGAUCAACAAUAUUGGCUGGAAGAGAACAGGAGAUCAAAUCAAGUAUUAUAGAAACAAUACAGGGCAAGAGGGGCGUCAUUCUUUCUCUCUUACAUGGACAUUCCAGUUUCCAUAUGACAAAGAUACGUGUUACUUUGCUCAUUGCUACCCAUACACAUAUGCCAACCUGCAAGAAUACCUUUUAGGUAUCACUAAUGACCCAGUCCGGUCACAGUAUUGUAAAAUCCGUGUGCUGUGCCACACACUUGCUAGGAAUAUGGUAUAUGUUUUAACUAUUUCUACCCCUUUGAAGAAUAUUGAAUCAAGAAAGCGUAAGGUGGUGAUUUUGACAGCAAGGGUACAUCCAGGAGAAACCAAUAGUUCUUGGAUCAUGAAAGGCUUCCUAGAUUAUAUCCUGGGAGAUUCAAGUGAUGCCCAGCUGCUCCGGGACACUUUUAUCUUCAAGGUGAUACCUAUGCUGAAUCCAGAUGGUGUGAUUGUGGGAAAUUAUCGAUGUUCCUUAGCUGGACAGGAUUUAAACCGUUGCUACACAUCUGUCCAAAAGGACUCUUAUCCUUCUGUUUGGCACACCAGGAAUAUGAUCCGUAGAUUAAUGGAAGAUCGAGAGAUUCUUCUAUACUGUGACCUUCAUGGCCACAGUAGGAGAGGGAAUAUUUUCAUGUAUGGCUGUGAGGAUAGUGAUGAAGAUAAAGAGAUGUGCUUAGAGCAACGAAUAUUUCCAUUUAUGCUGAGCAAGAAUUGUCCAAACAAAUUUUCAUUCUCAUCUUGUAAGUUUGAUGUUCGGAAGAGCAAAGAAGGGACAGGAAGAGUAGUUAUAUGGAAAAUGGGGGUCCAAAACAGCUUUACCAUGGAGGCUACUUUUUGUGGAUCUACUCUUGGUGAUAGACGAGGUACCCACUUCAACACAAAAGACUUGGAGUCUAUGGGAUACCAUUUUUGUGAUUCUCUUUUAGACUAUUGUGAUCCAGACCAAACAAAGUAUUAUCAAUGCAUGAGAGAAUUAGAAGAAAUGGACAAACAGCAGUCAGGCACAGCAAACUUGGAAAAACCGAUUAAUGAUUCAGAAGUUUCAAGCAUAGAUGCUAUAUUGGAUCCAGAUUCUAGUGAUGAAUCUGAUGCUUCUGAGAGCAAUGAAAUUCCACCUUUUCUCAGAGAAACUACUCAGAUAAAAACUAAGGAAAACAAUGUAAAAACAACCCCAGAAAGACAUUUUAGACCGUACCUGAAAAAUCCUAGGGGUGCACAAGAGAAUAAAGUCAGAGAAUCAGAAAUUAUCCCUCUAAACCAGGAAUCAGAAAGGAAUAACGCAAAAAACCACAGAAUGAACAUUUUGGAACUCACUGGGAAACAAAUGACUUUAUUUUCUCAUUUUGGAGAAGAACCGUUAUUCCAGAAACUACAAAACCAAAAGGUUGAGAGCAGGGGAAACAUUCAGCAAAGUCCUAAGGAAACAAACCCCCAAGCAAAAGGUGCUGUGCAAGAUGAUUUUACAUUUGACUAUUUCAAAUGCUGUUUCCCUGAGGAAGAUGUAGGGGAAUGUAUUGAUCAGACGAAGACUGUCUUCUUCUUCUCUUACCGCUCUGCACGCGGCCUGAGGGCAUUCAUCCCAAAAGUGGUGAAUUUGAAUAACGUUCGGAAUAAAGAUACCAGAUAUUCCACCCUGGAUAUUCUACAGAUAUUUCCGAUCAGAGUUUUGCUAAAGUUGGGGCAACAGCAGAAGAAGGGCCAGUUAAGAGGAAAUUCAGGAUUUGGAGCUUGGUAGGUGCUACUUAUUUUAGAUGGUCUAAAAUCUGGAAAGGUCAGCAAAGGCAAAGGAGUAGCAAGUGCAAGAGGGAGGCUAGGAAACAGAACAAAUGGCCCCAAUCUCAGGCCAAAGAAAAGGACUUAAGAGAGACAAGGUGACCCAAUCACUGGCUUCAAGAGCUUGUGGAGCCAGUAGAUCUUUAUAUACUUUCCCCUCCAGGCUAGUAUCAGUGUGAGGAGGCUUGAGAUAAAAGAUGAAGGCUAGGUAGGAUGAGAUAAUAAGAGGAUGGAUGUGGGUUUUACAGUGUAUUAAUCAUUAUACAACUCAAUAAUUUUUAACAUUUAAUAUAGUUAAUAUAUUUAAUAAUUUAAAGAGGCUUUGUGGGGUUUGGUUUGGUUUGCUUUGGUUUGGUUUUAAUACAGUUGCUUCUGGUACUUUUCUCUGCCUGGUUGGAAAUGCUUACCUGGUAUCUUGGGGGUGGCAGUGAAUAGAUAUAAUACUGGGCCUGAAAUCAAGGAGACCUUAGUUCUUACUAGAUACCUGUCCCUGGUCAUCACUCUGUUUGCCCCAGUUUCCUAAUCUUUAAAAUGUGGAUAAUAAUAGCUUUUACUUCCCAAGGUUCUUUGUGAGAAUCAAAUGAGAUAAUAAUUAUAAAGCACUUAGCACAGUGCCUAGAACAUUGUAAAAGCUAUAUACAUGUUAGCUCUAAUUACUAUUAUUAUUAUUAUUAUCAUAAUCAUCAUUAUUAUUGCAUUGUUGAUUUAUAUAUCAAUAAAGGAAUAGGGAAAUGUAUGUUGAAUGGCUCACUUUGGACACCCUUGAAUCCAGGAUCAGCGCAGGAGUUUUCCUUGAGAAUUACACAUGUGCUAUACAAAGUACCUGGAAAUAACAAUUGAUCUUUUCUCUCAACGUAAGCAAGGUCAGCAGGGUUUAUGGUGGAUCAUUGUUCAUUUUCAUGUUAGCAACUCAACCGCUUUCUCUGAUCCUGGUCAAAUUCCAGGCAAAAACUCAAUUAUUAAAGAACUGGCUUAAGUGUCUAUACUCCAUCUAAGGAUGAUGAAAAACUUAAAGCAGAAAUGUUUUGCAAUUCAAAACUCAACUGGAAUUCAUUUGCUAGAUAAAAACUAGUUUUCUAAAGGAGGUGGGUAAAGAGAUCAGCUAUUAAAGGUGGAACAAAAUAUUCUCUAUACCGUAUUUUGAUCAAAGCAACAAGAAUAUAUAAGCAGAAUGCAUUUUUCAUAUAUUGCUGAUGCAUUAUAGUUAAUCUAAGACUGAAUAUCCCAUCGGAUUCAAGGGACAAUGAGUGAUAAAGUAAGAUGGCGAGCAUCUCUUAUGUACCUAAUUCAGUGCUGGAGGCUGUAAGAGGCAAAAGAAGUUUAAGACAUGACUCUCUACCCUUAACCAAUUUAGGAUACAAAUUUGGAAAUAAAACUAACACUGAAAAAAGUAGAGAGAAAGGAAAUGGUAAGCUAUCAAUAAAAACAAGAUUUAAGGAAAAAUAUAAAAAAAAUUCCAUUGAAUAGAAUAAAUUACUAUUUGAAGACUGGAAGGAAACUUAGAAGUCACUUAGUCUACACUCCAUCCCUCACCCUCACCCCCAUUCUACAGAUUGGCAAUCUGAGGCUCAGAGAGUUAAGUAAUCUAGUCAACAGGGUCAGUUUCUGAACUUGAAGUGAGAGCAGAUUUCUGAAUGGCAGUGUCCUAGAGGCAAUUGGAAAUAUGAUUGGGGAGCAGCAGAGAGUUUAGAGCUAGAAAUAUGGGAACCAUUCUCAUAAAGAUGAAAAGUAUGGGGGCAGCUGGAUAGCUCAGUGGAUUGAGAGUCAGGUGUAGAGAUGGAAGGUCCUGGGUUCAAAUUUGGCCUCAGACACUUCCCAGCUGUCACUUAACCCCCAUUGCCUAGCCCUUACCGCUCUUCUGCCUUUUAGCCAAUACACAGUUUUGAUUCUAAGGAAGAAGGAAAGAAUUUUUAAAAAAGAUGAAAGGUAUUGCUGUUCAGGUGAAAAUUGGAAUGGAUGAUCUUUUAGAUCCCUUUCAAUUCUGAAAUUCUGCAAGUUGUAAAACACUAAACCUUCCCAUUAGUUGAUCUCAUUUAACCAAAUAAGAACUCCAAAUUGGAUAGAUGAUAUACAGAUUGCUGGGAAAAAAGACAUUGUUGUUAUUUGACAUUGGAAACUACCUCAUGUUUUUGUCAAUGAGACAAUAGUCUAAGUUAUAAAAAUGGAUGAGUUUAUUGAAGGAAUGAUAUUAUUAUGUCCUAUACACUGUAGCAAACACCUAAGUAGAACAUGAAUAAGUCAGAGAAAGGUAGACUUUGGGCAAAAUUUCACAUAUUUAAUUUCUUCCCUAGACUAAAUCCAGCCACUUUUCCAAAUAUGAAGAAAAAUAUCUCACCACAUGGACACCACUUGGAAGGACAAAGGCAUUCAUUCCUUGUGCCUUUUUGGUGCCUUUUUGCUUUGUUCCAUACCAUAUAAUUACCAUCUUUUUAUGUAGCUUAUAACUAUCAGCACUUCACAACUCCUGAACUGUCAUUUCUAAUCACUUUAAGUGUUAUGAUUUAUCAUUAUACGCUUUUUGUGUAAUGAAAUAUAGAGACAGAUUUUAUAGAAUAGUCUUGGUCUGUGUCCCUGACCUGUAAAAGGCAGAAGUCAUUUGACAGGCUACCAAAAGUUUCAAGAUCAAGCAAAAAAAAAAAUUGAGGUCUGGGUCAUAAAAUCUAAUUACAAGAAACUUCCCGGGAGCAAAUGGGAAAACUUCCUGUCAUGUCUCAAACUGGAAAUAAAUAUUUUAAAAGUCAAGUUCCUUAACUAAGGCAUUCAACUAACAAGACUCUACCCACCUAAAUCUCUACCAAGCUGAAUGAGAGGCCAACCAAUAUUUAUUUAAAUUCCAAAGGGAUGAUUUAUCCAGCCUUAAGAAAACAAUUAGGGGAAAUGAUCUGAUUUGAAAAUUGAAUGAAAGGCCGCAGAUGGUAGAAGAAAGUUUGGCCCACUGCAUCCUAAACUAAAGAGUCUAAUCAUCUCCUUAGGUGAAUGAGGCAUCUUGCAGAAAUUGAGAAAUCCACAUAAAAUUUAAAUUUUCACAAAGAAUUUACAAUUUAGUUGGAGAGAUAAAACAUAACACUUGAAGCGAUUAGAAAUGACAGUUCAGAAGUUGUGAAAUGCUGAUAAUUAUAAACUACACAAAAAGAUGGUAAUUAUCUGGUACAGACCAAAGCAAAAAUGCACCAAAAAGGCACAAGGAAUGCCUUUGUCUUCCAAUUCUUUUUUUUAUUAGUGCCCUUAUCUUUCAAAGAAAAAAAAAUGAGCUUACUCUUCAAAAAAUAAUAGUAGAAUGUAGGAAGUAAAAAGGAAGAG